Psylliodes chrysocephalus is the source of this 600-nucleotide messenger RNA. The record is from the annotation of a GenBank genome assembly. NCBI's taxonomy places the organism in Eukaryota, Metazoa, Arthropoda, Insecta, Coleoptera, Chrysomelidae.
CUAAAAUUUGUCCCGCUCCAGCCCCUGACUAUCCGAACUCGCCUAAAGAUGGUGUUUAGCUAGACGAGCUAAAAAAAGUAUCGAAACAUUUUUAGAGCAGAAUGGCCACUGCUAUGGACGUCGAUUCUGAAGAAAUCGAAUUACCAACUUCUAGUAGCUCGAAGGGAGAGAAGAAACGAUUUGAAGUUAAAAAGUGGAAUGCCGUUGCACUUUGGGCUUGGGAUAUUGUUGUGGACAACUGUGCUAUUUGCCGCAAUCAUAUAAUGGAUUUAUGUAUUGAAUGUCAAGCUAAUCAAGCUUCUGCCACUAGCGAAGAAUGUACAGUAGCCUGGGGAGUAUGUAAUCAUGCCUUUCACUUUCAUUGCAUAUCGAGAUGGUUGAAGACGAGACAAGUGUGUCCUUUAGACAAUAGAGAAUGGGAAUUCCAAAAGUACGGUCACUAGUAAUUACUACUACUGCUGAGGAUAUGCAGCCUAACACAAUGACUGCUCUAAGUUCUUUUAAUUACUCUUGAAAUUUCGAAUUCUGAUAAUAUAAUUUCAUUUUUCUGGCUUGAAUUUGUUUAUUUCUAUUUAAUAAAAGUUUUUUUUGUAAUUCGUA